CAUGAGCACUGUCCGUCAGUCUGACUUGUGAAGAGUACAGUAGCUAGCUACUGAGCUGUGGUAUGACAGCAUGUACUCGAAUAGGUUUGGCCGCCUCGUGUUAGGGCUGCACAGCCGCAAACAGGCGGCUGUCUGCGGUGUGGUCCAGAGCGCUGCCGGGCGGAGCGGGUUCAGCUGGACUGCCGUGUGUGAACAGCGGACACUGCGGCUGCAGAGGGGCGCCUGUCUGAAGAGCCAGCAACACACCAUGCACCGACCCAUCAGUGCUCGGUCAGCCUCCCAAACCACAGUGGACCCGGAUGAGGUGAGGAGGUUCCAGUCACUGGCCACCAAGUGGUGGGAUGAACAGGGAGAAUUUGCAGCUCUUCAUGCCAUGAAUGACCUGAGGGUGCCUUUUAUACGGGAUAAUCUGCUUUGUGUGCACGGAGCGUAUCAUCCUGGGAAACCACUUUCAGGACUCCGAAUACUGGAUGUCGGCUGUGGAGGAGGCCUGCUCACAGAGCCCCUGGGUCGCCUGGGAGCAAAUGUGUUGGGUAUAGAUCCAGUAGAACACAGCAUCGGCACAGCCCAGCUGCAUUCGUCCUAUGACCCGGACCUUCAGGUCUGCUACCGGGCCUGCACUCUGGAGGAGCUGUCUGCAGAAGAGGAGCAGGGGGCGGGCCAGUUCGAUGCUGUUGUAGCGUCCGAGGUAGUGGAACAUCUGGCUGACCUGGAAACAUUCGCCUUCUGCUGUAGCCUUGUGCUGAAGCCAGGCGGCUCACUCUUCAUCACUACUAUUAAUAAAACCAAACUGUCGUACGCGUUGGGUAUUGUUGUAGCCGAGCAGCUGCUACGCAUCGUUCCCAGAGGGACGCACGACUGGGAAAAGUUCAUCAGCCCAGUGGAACUGGAACGCCUCCUGGAGUCCAAUGGUUUCUCAGUGCAGUCUGUCCAGGGAAUGCUGUACAACCCAGUAUCAGGAGCCUGGAGCUGGACUGACAGCACUGCCAUUAACUACGCCCUCCAUGCUGUCAAGCUGAGAGAUGAUCCCCAGCCAGACCAUGCUGAGGAAAGCAGCUCCCACCCAGAGGAUCAUACUGCUGCCUCACACAGCUGAGCCAAACAACUGGAGAACAAGUCAAAAAACAAACAAAAAUCCAUUCAGAUGUGUGAAGUCCUAACUUCCCUGUGGCCGGCUGUGAUACAACAUAUAAGACUAAGUUAAUUACAUGAAAGGGACAAACAGCCUUGAGAUAGAAUUGGAGAUGUAUUGUAGCUGCCGAUUUGCACUAUAUAUCUAUA
Molecule: messenger RNA, 1281 nt
Organism: Micropterus salmoides (largemouth bass)
Lineage: Eukaryota; Metazoa; Chordata; Actinopteri; Centrarchiformes; Centrarchidae
Gene: coq3
Product: coenzyme Q3 methyltransferase
Exons: 6
Coding region: 71-1096 (341 amino acids)
Biological process (GO): ubiquinone biosynthetic process
Molecular function (GO): 2-methoxy-6-polyprenyl-1,4-benzoquinol methyltransferase activity
Source: RefSeq, a predicted model, not a curated record